This is a messenger RNA of Adineta steineri, 2114 nucleotides long. The record is from the annotation of a GenBank genome assembly. Lineage: Eukaryota; Metazoa; Rotifera; Eurotatoria; Adinetida; Adinetidae.
AUGAUACGCAAUUUAGUGAAUCGUAUAUGGAAAAAAUUUCUCGGAUUGAAUCUAUACAAAAAACAUUCAAGUAAUGAACAUACUCUUGAAAAAGAACUUCUUUCUACUCGUAUUUAUUUGAUUGCAUUAAUUGUAUGUGUAUCUAUCAUUACUAUUACUGUUGCACUUAUCGUUCGACCUGUUGACAAAAUUGAAUAUAAACCUACACACGAGAAAUUUUUGCAAUUAAUUCGUGAGUAUCCGAAUACUCUUCAUUGUCCAUGUUCAAAAUCUUCAACAAACUAUGACAAAUUCGUCACUACUAACGUUAGUUUUCAUCAAGUUUGUUCAAGUGAAUUUAUUCAACAGACAUGGAUUGAAAAAUUAUUUACAAAUAAAAAUAUUUCAAUGGAAUCUAUCGAUGAUGCUCGCAUUACUCUUAGUUUUUUUUGGCAAACAAUUGCUGGUUUAUGUAUCGCAAGUAACAAAAGUUGGAAUGAUGUUCUGGCAAAUUUUGGAACCACACGUUUUAUCACCCCGACGGCAGUUGCUGAACAAGUUAUUCGAAUUCAAGCUGAAAACGCUCUUCACAAUCAAAUAGGUCUAUCAAAAACAAUAUCAACUCGUAAUUUACUUACUCUUCAACGUAUAGCGCGUGGAAAUCAAGUUGUAUCAGCUUUACAAACAAAUUUCUAUUUAAGUUAUCCACCAGUACAUUUAAGUUUAUUGGAAUUUCCAAAAACGACAGCUCGAACAUUUGGUAAUUGUACUUGUUUAAAUAUUGAAGGUUGCCCACGAUCUGCUACAUUUAAUGAUAGUUAUGGCCAUUUAAUUAAUGUACCAGGAAUGAUAGUAGAUUGUUUAAUUGUUGAUGGUGCACUUGCCUCAACACUUGAAUGUUAUUAUAAUCAACCAUGUAUUUCAGUUUUACAUGGACAACUAUCGAUGAAUAUUCAACCAUUAUCAAAUACAUCGAAUAAAAUUUUUUCUAUGUAUUCAACAGUACAAUUAAUCUUUAAUAAAUCAAUGAUAGAUGAAACAAUAACUGAAAUUCGAUUUGAUAAAUAUUUUUCAGAAUAGCAAUGUAUACAACUUCGCAUUCAACUUUUAUUAAAUAAAUUAUGGCAAGCAAUAAUAUCUUUAAAUCUUUUUGAAAAACAAACACAUCGUACACCUACUAACAUCUAUCGAGAACAACUCCUAACAAGAUUUUUCAUUUUGUUCAUUGUUAUUUUAUCCAUUGCUGCUGGAGUAUACACCAUUGUUGUAAAGCAAAAUCAAGUGAUAACAAUUCCAUAUCCAUCUCUUGAUACUUAUAAACAAUUGUAUAAGGAUCAUCCAACCACAUUGUAUUGUCCUUGUUCAGAAAUAUCCAUUCCUAAUAACGUUUUUCUUAAUGUAACAUUUGUAUUACACCAAGUCUGCUCAAGUGAUGUGGUUUCAUUAGAAUGGUUACAUUAUCUAAUAUCUUUCGAUCCGAUUCGUCUGCCGCCCGAUAGUGACCCCGAGUAUGCUGGAGAUGUUCGUAAAAUGGGUGCUUCUUAUUUUCAACUUUUAGCUGCUUUUUGUUCAUUAGCUAAAACAAACAUUGCAGAUGCACAGGAUGUAUUUAUGAAUACUACAUUUAUUAAUGAUCGUGUUCCUUCUUUAUCACGUUUUAAUCAACAAACUGAAGCUAUGAUGGCUUCAUUUAUUGGUACAACAAUCAAUGAUUUUGUACAAACAUUUAAUUGGACGAAACUUAUUUUUCUUCAUAGUCCUCUUUACAAUGGAUUGAAUACAAAUUUUUAUAUAGAUAGAAUCAAUGAUGGUCAAGUGAUUGCUAAAUUUCGUGGAUAUACUAUAGUAGGUUUCGUAUUAGACGACUCUCCACAAACUGUGAGCUUCUGCACUUGUGGAGCAGAGCCUGCUACCUGUCAUGCAAUCCCUGUAUUAUAUGUGAAUACAACAUAUCUUGACAAUAUUAAUAAAUAUUUAUUUUUCAAAGUAUUAUAUCUUGGUUGUUCACCGUUAAGUGGGUUUCUCAUGUCAAGAACGGGAUGGUGGUACAAUAUCACAUAUAUGAAACAGAUUCAAGCAACUUAUUCGAUGGUUAUUGAUACUCGAAUUCCACCAAAUAUCAAACCUUUUAAUGA